Molecule: messenger RNA, 1564 nt
Organism: Castor canadensis (American beaver)
Lineage: Eukaryota; Metazoa; Chordata; Mammalia; Rodentia; Castoridae
Gene: Rae1
Product: ribonucleic acid export 1
Molecular function (GO): protein binding
Source: RefSeq, a predicted model, not a curated record
AAUUGGGGGCAGUUUCUACCUCUGCCUGGAGGAAAUCCCGGGUUCUUCGGAUUCCUGCCCGCGCCCCUCGCCCUCUUCCCCUCUCCGGAGCAGAUUUGCGAAUUCCACAACCUCUCCCGCUUCCCGCCGCAGUGCAUCCCUCAGAGCCAAAAUGAGUCUGUUUGGAGCAACCUCAGGUUUUGGCACUGGUGGGACCAGCAUGUUUGGCAGCACAACCACAGAUAAUCACAACCCCAUGAAGGAUAUUGAAGUCACAUCUUCUCCUGAUGAUAGUAUUGGCUGUCUGUCUUUUAGCCCUCCAACUUUGCCGGGGAACUUUCUUAUUGCAGGAUCAUGGGCUAAUGAUGUUCGCUGCUGGGAAGUUCAAGACAGUGGGCAAACCAUCCCAAAAGCCCAGCAGAUGCACACUGGGCCUGUGCUCGAUGUCUGCUGGAGUGACGAUGGGAGCAAAGUGUUUACAGCAUCCUGUGAUAAAGCUGCCAAAAUGUGGGACCUUAAUAGUAAUCAGGCCAUCCAGAUCGCACAGCACGAUGCUCCUGUGAAAACCAUACAUUGGAUCAAAGCCCCAAACUACAGCUGUGUGAUGACCGGGAGCUGGGAUAAGACUUUAAAGUUUUGGGACACCCGAUCAUCAAAUCCUAUGAUGGUCUUGCAACUCCCUGAAAGGUGUUACUGUGCUGAUGUGAUAUAUCCAAUGGCCGUGGUAGCCACUGCGGAGAGGGGCCUGAUUGUGUAUCAGUUAGAGAAUCAGCCUUCUGAGUUCAGGAGAAUUGAGUCUCCGCUGAAGCACCAGCAUCGAUGUGUGGCUAUUUUUAAAGAUAAACAAAACAAGCCAACCGGUUUUGCCCUGGGGAGUAUCGAGGGGAGAGUUGCUAUUCACUACAUCAACCCUCCAAAUCCCGCCAAAGAUAACUUCACCUUCAAAUGUCAUCGAUCCAAUGGAACCAAUACUUCUGCUCCUCAGGACAUCUACGCAGUCAACGGGAUUGCCUUCCAUCCUGUUCAUGGCACCCUUGCAACUGUGGGGUCUGAUGGUCGCUUCAGCUUCUGGGACAAGGACGCCAGAACAAAACUGAAGACCUCAGAGCAGUUAGACCAGCCCAUAUCAGCUUGCUGCUUCAAUCACAACGGGAACAUAUUUGCAUAUGCCUCCAGCUACGACUGGUCCAAGGGACAUGAGUUUUAUAAUCCACAAAAGAAAAAUUACAUCUUCCUGCGUAACGCUGCUGAAGAGCUGAAGCCCAGGAAUAAGAAGUAGUGGCCUGAGAUUUCCGUUGUCCGAGGUUGUUUUCUCUCUACUCGGCCUGUCUGAACGAGUUUGGGGCCCAGCUUUAGUGGGCCGUCAGCAUGGGUGUUUCCUCUACCCCUGGAGGAAAGUGUUUUUUGCUCAGCAGUAGCCAGUGUCCUGACCAUUUGCUGUCCAUUCCACUGCCUGCUCGGGUUUUCCAGGGCGGAGGGGACUGAAGUUACCAUCGAAGUUGGAUUCUUGUGGCCAGUGCCAGGUGUUGGGCAGUACUUCACCUAGCAGUGUAUGCGCUUGAGACUAUUGGAAAAGCACCCAUGA